This is a messenger RNA of Fraxinus pennsylvanica, 2679 nucleotides long. NCBI's taxonomy places the organism in Eukaryota, Viridiplantae, Streptophyta, Magnoliopsida, Lamiales, Oleaceae. The record is from the annotation of a GenBank genome assembly.
AUGGCUGACAUGCCGAGGAAUGUGGAGCAGCAAUUGCAGGAAGUACAACCGGAUUCUCCUCCACCACCGCCUCAUGGAGGAUUUAUGCAGAAAUUCAGACUCUAUGAAACUCGAUCGAAAUUCUAUAUGGUAGGAAGGAACCAAAGUAGAACAUGCUGGAGAGUGUUAAAAAUUGACAGGUUGGAACCUUCCGAGCUUAACAUUCGUGAAGAUUCUACGACAUAUACAGAGAGGGAGUGCUCUGACCUAUUGAGAAGAAUACAUGAAGGAAACAGGGCCACAGGAGGACUUAAGUUUGUCACUACUUGUUAUGGCAUUGUUGGGUUCAUUAGAUUUCUGGGGCCUUAUUACCUGGUACUCAUAACAAAAAGAAGGCAAAUUGGUGCAAUCUGCGGUCACAAAGUUUACGCUAUCUCUAAAAGCGAGAUAAUCCCUCUUCCAAAUUCUGCAGUGAGAUCCACCACGGUUAACAAUAAGAAUGAAAACAGGUACAAGAAACUUUUGUGCACACUUGAUCUUACUAGGGAUUUCUACUUUAGUUACUCCUACCAUGUGAUGAGAAGUCUCCAGAGGAACACGUGUGAUAACGAGACAGGACAAGUCUUAUAUGAAACUAUGUUCGUCUGGAAUGAGUUUCUUACUCGUGAAAUGCGAAAUAUUCUGCAGAAUACUAUUUGGACUGUUGCAUUGGUUUAUGGCUUCUUUAAACAGGCUACACUUCCUAUAUCAGGGCGGGAAUUCAAGCUGACUCUAAUAGCAAGACGUUCACGGCAUUAUGCUGGAACAAGAUAUCUGAAACGAGGGGUGAACGAUAAGGGAAGAGUUGCAAAUGACGUUGAAACUGAGCAGAUUAUAUUUGAGGAUGUUCCAGAAGGGUUCCCUACACAAAUAAGUUCUGUUGUCCAAAACCGUGGCUCAAUCCCUCUAUUCUGGUCACAGGAAACUUCACGCCUGAAUCUUAAGCCUGACAUUAAAUUGUCAAAGAGGGACCAAAAUUAUGAAGCUACAAGACUUCAUUUUGAAAAUCUUGUUGAGAGAUAUGAGAAUCCUAUUAUUAUUUUAAAUUUAAUUAAGACAAAUGAAAACAAGCCUCGAGAAUCUAUUCUUCGCACAGAAUUCGCUAAUGCAAUUGAAGCUAUUAAUAAAGAUCUGUCUGAGGAGAAUCAUCUUAAAUUCCUUCACUGGGAUUUGCACAGACAUUCUCGGAGCAAAGCUACAAACGUUUUGCUACUUUUGGGGAAGGCUGCUACAUUUGCAUUGACACUGACAGGUUUCUUCUAUUGUCAAGUUACACCAGACUUGCAAUCAGAAGGAUUUCUCAAAUGCCCCUGUUUUGAGAAUAUUGUUGCACCUAGCAUGUUGGCCACAAGAUAUUGCGACACUGAAAAUGAGAAACAUUGUGUUGAUGAGAUUGAGGAUUCAGAUAGCUCGGACAGAAAAUCUAGCGUUUCUACUUGUAAUCCUGCUGUCAAGUCACCAUCGUUUCAAAGGGGAGUUCUCAGGACAAAUUGCAUAGAUUGUCUGGAUCGCACUAAUGUAGCGCAAUAUACAUAUGGUUUGGCUGCUUUGGGGCAUCAGUUGCAUGCCCUAGGAGUAUUAACUUCGACAAAGAUAGACCUUGAUGAUCCUUUGGCUGAUGAAUUAAUGUGUCUUUAUGAGAGAAUGGGAGAUACUCUUUCACACCAGUAUGGUGGCUCAGCUGCUCACAACAAAAUUUUCUCUGAGAGAAGGGGUCAGUGGAAAGCUGCAAUCCAGUCCCAGGAAUUUUUUCGAACUCUACAGCGUUAUUACAGCAAUGCGUACAUGGAUGCGGAGAAACAAAAUGCCAUUAAUGUAUUUUUGGGGGAUUUUCAACCUCAUCCAGGUAAACCGGAUGUGUGGGAACUGAAUUCUGACCAACAUUACAAUGUGAGGAGAUAUGGGCAAUCAAAUAUUGAUGAAAAUGGAAGAUUACUUUUUAAAAGAUCAUGGUCAGAUGGAAACAUUCUUCGUGAAAGUCACUCGCCAACGUCCACCUCAAAUGUCAAUAUGGGUUUUUCUAGUGCUGAAUUACCAGACAAACCAAAAAGAGAAGGCAAAAUACUUUCUGAGUCAACACCAGUAAUAUCAGCUUCUGAAAGUGAUGUAACAUAUUCAAGAUACACCCAUUCAGUGCCAUCUGCUGAGCUUUGUGCAGAAGUGCAAAGAGAUGGCUGUCUUGAACAUGAAAAUGGAGACACAAUUGACUGUUCAAACUUUGUUGACUUAGAUUGGCUUUCCUCUGGAACUUCAUGCGAGGAAGAGUUGUUGGAAAGGUCAAUGCUCUCUACCUCUCCAUUUGCGAUACUGUCAUCUGAAAAUAUCAUCAGUGAAAUGGUUGGGGAAACAACCCCAUCAGCCAGUGGAUGUGGAUCUAGCAAUAGCGUUUUAAUUUGGUGCGAAUUCUUCACCAAUUCAAGGAUUACUGCGCUGAAGAACUUUGAAUUGCUUUUGAGUUCUUGUCCAAUUGGCUGUCGUUUCUCUCCUGUGGACUCCGUAAAAGCUGUACUGAAACUCUUUCUGGUCGCAUCUGAUCCCUCAACCAAGGAUUACAGCGUCGAAGAACUUCGAAUUGCUUUUGAGUUCUUGUCCAAUUGGCUGUCGUUUCUCUUCUGUGGACUCCGUAAAAGCUGUACUGAAACUCUUUCUGGUCGCAUCUGA